GAGAAGUGAGCUUGUCUUCUCUAAAGGGUUAUAGCUAGCUAGCUUGGUCAUUCUCAUAUGUUAUGUUAGCAUAUAUAGGAGUAUUAAUUAAUUUCAACAAUCCCCCAUGCCCAUGACAUCUCUCUCUUCCCAUUCCCUAAUUCCUUUGUACUACUAAUUAUUAUUAUAGCUUAUCAUAGGAGCCAAACCAAGAGAGAGAAAAAGAGAGACCAAUAUAGAAAUACUACUAGUGAACUAUUUAUCACCAAACUAAUCAGAAACAAAAUAGCCAUGGCAGCAACCUUGAUAAUGAACUACUCAUGGCUUGUAUUUCCCGUAACGUUGUUCAUCAUUAUUUUCUUCGUUUAUUAUCAAAAUGACUUACUUCUUCUACUUCCUACCAUCAAUCUCCCACCUCCAACAAACAAUCUCAAAACUCUGGAAGCUGCAGCAGCUGCUGCACCUGCUCCCUUGUCAUCAUCUGUUGGUCAUACUAUCAUCAAAAGGGGGAAGAACGGUUUAGUGAGAAUUGAACAAGAGUUGGGUGAAGCAAGAGCGGCGAUUCGAAGAGCCAUAAAAAGACGGAACUUCACAAUCACAUCAGAGAUACAAGAUUUUGUCCCCAGAGGAUGUGUUUACAGAAAUGCUUUUGCCUUUCAUCAAAGUCACAAAGAGAUGUUGAAGAGAUUCAAAGUUUGGACUUACAAAGAAGGUGAACCACCAUUAGUCCAUGAUGGACCCAUGAGUUCAAUUUACGGCAUCGAGGGACAUUUCAUGACUGAAAUUGAGAAUAGAUUGAGUCCAUUUUCGACCCACAAUCCAGAUGAGGCUCAUGUCUUUAUGCUACCCUUAAGUGUUACAAACAUGGUGCACUACCUAUACAAUCCUCUCACCACAUACUCUAGGGAUCAAAUCAUGCAUGUCACCAUUGAUUAUACCAACAUCAUAGCUCACAAAUAUAGAUACUGGAAUAGGAGCAAAGGAGCAGAUCAUUUGCUAGUAUCUUGUCAUGAUUGGGCACCAGAAAUCUCAAGAGAGAGUUCAGGCAAAGAGCUUUUCAAGAACUUAAUAAAAGUGUUAUGCAAUGCCAACACUUCUGAAGGGUUUGAUCCUAAAAGAGAUGUCUCAAUGCCUGAAAUGAACCUACAAGGUUACAAGUUGAGCUCACCAAUUCCAAGCAAAGAAUCAAAUAAUCGUUCUAUACUUGCUUUCUUUGCUGGAGGGGAACAUGGUAUGAUUAGAAAGACAUUACUAGAUCAAUGGAAAGGAAAAGAUAAAGAAGUACUAGUGUAUGAAUAUCUUCCAAAAAAACUUAAGUACUUUAAACUCAUGGGAAAAAGCAAGUUUUGCUUGUGUCCAAGUGGCUAUGAAGUAGCUAGCCCUAGACUUGUGGAGUCUAUAAACACUGGAUGUGUCCCUGUGAUUGUUUCGGAUAACUAUCAAUUACCCUUUAGUGAUGUUCUUGAUUGGAGCAAAUUUUCAUUGCAUAUUCCAUCAAAGAGGAUAAGUGAAAUCAAGACAAUAUUAAAAAGUGUUCCACAUGCCAGAUACUUGAAAUUGCAUAGGAGGGUGUUGAAAGUUCAAAGACAUUUUGUGUUGAAUCCACCAGCUAAACCAUUUGAUGUGUUUCAUAUGAUUCUUCAUUCAAUAUGGCUUAGAAGACUUAAUAUUAGGCUACCCCUUUGAUAUUUGGUAAUUUCAUCUGUACUAAUUUAUGUGUUGUAAAGAGUAUUUCAUUAACUGAAAAUAUUCCGUGUUGAUUAAGCUAUUUUAUUUAA
Medicago truncatula (barrel medic) is the source of this 1757-nucleotide messenger RNA. RefSeq names its product probable glycosyltransferase At5g20260. The record is from RefSeq and is a predicted model, not a curated record. NCBI's taxonomy places the organism in Eukaryota, Viridiplantae, Streptophyta, Magnoliopsida, Fabales, Fabaceae. The transcript has 4 exons. Gene Ontology annotation, molecular function: glycosyltransferase activity. Bases 271 to 1665 code for a protein of 464 amino acids.